Molecule: messenger RNA, 1164 nt
Organism: Carassius carassius (crucian carp)
Lineage: Eukaryota; Metazoa; Chordata; Actinopteri; Cypriniformes; Cyprinidae
Product: trans-1,2-dihydrobenzene-1,2-diol dehydrogenase-like
Exons: 7
Coding region: 129-1133 (334 amino acids)
Molecular function (GO): nucleotide binding
Source: RefSeq, a predicted model, not a curated record
GACUUUUACAACUGUUGCUGACUUCAAAGUUACACUUUAUCAGAUCACAUGACGUCUUGCACUCUGGACCGCAGAUAAAAGCCUUCACUGCACAUGCAUCUGCAUGCAAUCUGGAGGUCAGAGCGAACAUGGCAACCUGCUGGGGAAUCUGUGGAGCUGGAAACAUCAGCCAUGACUUCUGUGUGGCUCUGAAGACACUUUCUCAUGAGGAACACCAGAUAGUUGCAGUUGCAGCAAGAAGCUUAGACCGUGCAAAGAAGUUUGCAAAGACUCAUGGGAUCCCGACUGCAUUUGGCAGCUACCAGGAGCUGGUGAAGAAUCCAGAUAUCGAUGUGGUGUACAUCGGGGUUCUCCACACACAUCAUCUGCCGGUGGGUCUGCUGUUCCUGAACGCUGGGAAGAACGUGCUCUGUGAGAAACCCUUGGCCAUGAACCACAGAGAGGUCAUGCAUCUCAUCUCAGCCGCCAGAGAGAACAACGUCUUCCUCAUGGAGGCGGUCUGGUCCAGGUGUUUCCCCGUGUAUGCUGAGGUCGGCAGGCUGCUCUCAGAAAACACCGUCGGGGAGGUGAAGAUGGUGAAGGUGUGUUUCGGUCUUCCUCUUCUGCACCGCGAGCGCACCACACAGAAGGAGCAGGGCGGAGGAGCGCUGAUCAACAUCGGCAUCUACUGCCUGCAGUUCGCUCUGAUGGUGUUCAAGAGAGAAAGACCAGAAUCCAUCCACGCCACGGGAGUCCUGCUGCCCUCAGGAGUGGACGAGUCUCUGGUGGUGGUCCUGAAGUUCUCGGGGAACAGGAUGGCCAUAUGCACUUGCACCGUUGCUUGUGAUCUUCCAAACGACGCCAGCAUCUGCGGAAGCAAAGGAAUCAUCAGAGUGGCACAUCCCAUGCACUGCCCAACCUCUCUGGAGGUGAAGGGGAAGGAGACGGCGUUUCCUCUUCCUGACCCCGGCCUGCCUCUGAACUUCACCAACAGCACAGGACUGAGAUAUGAAGCGGAGGAAGUCCGGCGCUGUCUGCUGAAAGGACUGAAGGAAAGCGUCAAGAUGUCUCUCGCAGACUCAGAGCUGCUCAUCGAGGUCAUGGAUGAGGCCCGGAGGCAGGUGGGCGUGGUUUACCAGCAAGACAGCCAAUGACUGGCCUCCAUUCCUUGAUUGACCUGAUUGG